Molecule: messenger RNA, 1565 nt
Organism: Helicoverpa zea (corn earworm)
Lineage: Eukaryota; Metazoa; Arthropoda; Insecta; Lepidoptera; Noctuidae
Product: zinc finger and BTB domain-containing protein 24-like
Exons: 5
Coding region: 138-1295 (385 amino acids)
Biological process (GO): regulation of DNA-templated transcription
Molecular function (GO): DNA-binding transcription factor activity, RNA polymerase II-specific; RNA polymerase II cis-regulatory region sequence-specific DNA binding
Source: RefSeq, a predicted model, not a curated record
UGGAAUGUUCCAACGUAAAAAAAAUAAAAAACAAAAUGUCUGUCACUUUACAUUCCACAAUUAUUUUCGUCGUUGUUUUCGGCUAUUUUAACCGCUGAAAAACUCUUUAAAAACUCAAUUGCAGCGAACAAACAACAAUGUUUCGUUAUCCCAAAGACUUGGCGUUUCAACCGCGUGAAGCAGUGAGUAAAAAUAAAGAGGUUUACGGAUUUUCUUGUGAUUUAUGCGGCAAAGGGCCUUGGUGUAAUGAAAUUGAUUUAGAGAUACACAGAAAGCAUUCACACAAAGGGGACUUAAUCCGAGCUUUGAAAGACCGAAACGUUCACAUGUGUUCGAUAUGUCUCCGAGUCCAGAAAGACAAAUCAACGCUCAUACAACACAUACUAGUAAACCACUUAUGUUCAGCACCAAACGCUACCCGAAUUAACCGGGAAACUUUUAUAUGCGACCACUGUAAUUGCAUAUUCUUCAACAAACAAUUACUAACCUUACAUAUCUACCACUGGCAUUUACCCAAGACAACAAAAAUAAAACAGUUGAAAAUAGCCUGCCCGAAAUGUGAGAAAUGGAUUCGGACGAAAUCGGCAUGGUUUCAUUUAUUAUACCAUGGAGUGUUCAGCGUCUCAACUUGCCCGAUCUGCUUAGAAAUCUAUGAUAACCGAACGGAGUUGACGCAGCAUUUGAAAACCCAUCCUGGGUAUUUUAACUGCAAUAUCUGUGCGUUCGAGACAACGAAAGAGUGUUAUUUGAACAAUCAUGUGGCUAAGCAUAAGAAGUCUGUAGUUUACAAUGACGGUGAAGACGUUUCUAGGUUUUUUGUACCUCAAAGUCUUCAGCCGUCUCUAAAUAAUAGAAUGCACAAUGUUUUUAAAGGAAUACCGUUGGCUAAUGAAGUGAGAUUGUGCGUAUUAUGUAGAGCUCUGUGCUUUGAUGAAGAUGAAAUGAGAGACCAUAUACUGGGGGAGCACAGCCCGGAAGAGAAAGAAAAGAGUAAAAUAUACCAGUGUACUUGUAAGGAGGUAUUCUUUAAUAAUGUCCUGUUGAAGCACCACAUUUUUAAGAUGAAGGGAGAUCAUCGGGCUUGGGAUGGUGUCACGCCAUUACCGGAAGAGGAUGUAGAGAACCAAAUUGUUUUACAAGUUUAUGAGUUAGACGAUCCUUCAUCAACGGUUGGUAAAAUAAUUAUCCAAGGCAUACCAAACGAAGAGGCGUUUAGCAUCGAAGAUUCUAACAGUCAACCAGAAGAAACAUUUGCUAGCAAAGAUUUACCAGAUAUUAAUCAAAUGGAAACAUAGCAUUCAGAAAAAUUUUUGAAAAUAUCAGAUCAUCCUUCAUCAACAUACAAGCAAAAUUAUUAUCCAAGACAUCCCGAAUCAAGUUGCUUCCAGUUUUGAAGAUUCUAAAAUUCAACAUAAGUUAGUUAAGAACAUCCGGCAAGUACCUAUGUUAAGUUUUAUAUAUAAAGAACAAAAUGACUAGCGGAGAUGUCAUAACGCAAAAUCUCCUAAGAAAGUAGCGACAACAUGCGGGGCGAGGGGGACGAGGAAUGUUACUAGAACCCUCCC